ACAAACGCAACGUACAAGCUUCAAAAUGCAGCAGCGUUUAUCCGAUAUCCGGCAAAACAGGCGUCGUGACACCAAAAACGACAGCGAGAAAAUGGGAGGCAGAAGGAGAAACCAAAUCCUGGUGAGUCUGGCGGUCGUGAUGUUCUUGGGAGUCGCCGUCUACUUCCGCCUCUGGAGCAUCGACUACUCCGCUUCUUCCUACGACACCGAGCUCUUGAGACGACAGUUCGAUCUGGCGAACAGAGAAGCAGUGGAUGAGUCUGCGGAGUGGAGGUUGAGAUACGACGAGGAAGCAAAGAGGACUUCCCAAUGUCUCACUGAACUCAAACAGCUCAAGAAUUCUUCUAAGAAGGAUCAUGAUGCUACUUACAUCAACCAGAAGUUGGAAAAACUACUAAUGGAAAACAAGGAAUUACAUGAAAAAGUUGAAGCCUUGAAACAAGACCUUGAGGCUGAAAGGCUGAAGUGCAAAUCACAAUAGAUGAGCACAUAUCAGGUGUUAUGGAAUCCUUCACUUACCUCAGAAUUGAUGACUUUUCAACUUAGCAACACGUUAACAGAUCGAGUUUGAUUUUCCAAUAACCAGGUUCUAUGGCUUUUGCAUCGAUAAUUUUUUGGAGGAGAUGCUUGUGCUCCUCCAUCGUUGCUGUUAUUAGUUUUCUGCUAAGAAACUCGGACGCCUUUUAGAAAAUUCGAUGUUUUUCACUGUUGGGUGCCCCUUCUAUGCUUUUUGACUUGUAUUUUCUUUGUCACGAGGAGAGGGAAAGUUUAGUUUAAGAAAGCGUUUAUAGCUCAGGAAAGGAUGUGAUUAGGCUUACGAAAUUGUGUCUGCUUUUUGGAGUUUUUAGUACACGUUGUAUGAGUGUCAAUUGUCUAAUUUUGGAACAAAGAAAGAAUGAUAAUAAUAUCCGA
Molecule: messenger RNA, 912 nt
Organism: Morus notabilis
Lineage: Eukaryota; Viridiplantae; Streptophyta; Magnoliopsida; Rosales; Moraceae
Exons: 4
Coding region: 26-481 (151 amino acids)
Source: RefSeq, a predicted model, not a curated record